This is a messenger RNA of Ilyonectria robusta, 698 nucleotides long. RefSeq lists its product as uncharacterized. The coding region runs from base 138 to 620 and encodes 160 amino acids. The record is from RefSeq and is a predicted model, not a curated record. Lineage: Eukaryota; Fungi; Ascomycota; Sordariomycetes; Hypocreales; Nectriaceae. The transcript has a single exon.
GUUCUUCAGUAUGGUGGCGCGACAAGCUCAGUUCUCUCUCUCGUUGAGUUUGUUGAGUGCUAAUACUUAGCUCUGGCUAAUGUUUGUCUUUUGCUUGCUCUUUGUUCCUGUCUUGCCCGAACCCUCCCUGCCAGCCGAUGGGCGCCGCCACGCUGUCGCCCACUCGCAAUCCGCGGACUCCCCUGUUUGUUGCGCGUUCUCCGGGGCUUAUACGAGUAGAUAAACUCUCGUGCAUUAUAGGUAAUGAUCUCUCAACUCAUGUCUCCAAAAAAAGAGACACUUUGAGCCAAGUCGACCUCCAAGGGCUUUUGACAGGGAACUUGGGUAGCACCGCCCCGUAUGUUUCCAGGCAUCUGGGCCCCAUCGCGGCCACCACGGCUCCUUGGCCGGCCACGAAAGAGACUAAUAAGCAGGAGGGGAGCAGUCUGGGGCUGACUUGGGCAAACAUGACCUGGAUGUUUGGGGUAGCAGUGGAGGGGGCCGCCGUGAGUCGAUGUUCAGUAUCUGAUUCAGCAUCUGAUUCAGCCUCCACCAACUCAAGGUACCCUCGGCUGGGCCGGUUGAGAGGUGGUGUGCCCGGUAUUCGUACUCGAGGAGGCGCCCGAUUCAACUGUUGGUAAAAGACCAACCACUGGGACGAGAAAGGCAAGGUGUCACAGCCAGUCCUCCGCUGCCCGGGCUGGUUAGCCCCUCGCAGC